This is a messenger RNA of Saccostrea cuccullata (small rock oyster), 3355 nucleotides long. RefSeq lists its product as uncharacterized. Lineage: Eukaryota; Metazoa; Mollusca; Bivalvia; Ostreida; Ostreidae. The record is from RefSeq and is a predicted model, not a curated record. The transcript has 3 exons. Bases 141 to 3017 code for a protein of 958 amino acids.
AAAACCUCAAAUGUCUACAUUAACGCUCAGUUGUGAAUUAUCAUUGACUGGAGCUGGUCUCCAGAAAAUAACAGAGAGAAGCAACAUCCGAGUCCAUUAUCCACACUGAGGAGUUUAAACAGUGAACUUAAAUUUUCACAAUGAAGCCUCUGUUCUUGUUGCUUGCUUUGAUGGCUUUUAUCGCCACUGGAUAUUGUGCCAGUAUCGGCGUUCACGACGACGAACCAGAAAACAAUUCAGAAUUGGAGGAUAAUAACGACGAACAAGAAAAUGAAAAGGAUGAAAAUCAAUCUGGAAAUGAUGAAGAAGGGAAUGGGGAUGAACAAAAGAGUGUUGAGGGAAAAGACGAUUCCAAGGAGGACGAUGAUAAAAAUCAAGACGUAAUAAAGCCUGAAAGUCAAGAAAAUGAACAGGAUGAUGAGAAUGACAAAACUGACGACAAAAGUGUACAGUCAGGAGAAGUUCCACUCAUAACCGACGAUAAAAAACAGAGUGAAGAAGAUAUUCAGGUCGGUUCUACUAAUGACGAUAGAGAGGAUGAUAUCACAGACAGUGGCAUUAAAGAUGAUGAAAAUGAUGGUGAAAACAAAAUCAAUGCCAACUAUAUUGGAGAAAACAACGACAACAGUAAAGAAGACGCUGACAAUGGAGAUAUAGUUGCCAUUGUAUCCGACAACGUUAAUAGCGGUAUUGAUGAUGGAACUGAAGCCAAUAAAAGUCAGAUUGACGAAGAAAACAAUAGCAUCGACAAUGUAAUUGAUGAUGUCAGCUCAGCCGAUGAAUUAACAAACCAAUCAGACGAAAGUAAGGCUGAAGAGAAUGACAAUAAAAAUAGUGAAGAAAAUAAGAGCAAGGAAAACAUCUCUUCCGACAUUGCCAGUACAAAUGAUGACAACAGUGCCGAAAGUGAUACUGAAAGAAAUUCCAAAGAGGUACAAAACAGUAAAACUGACGACAAUGAAUCAGGUGACAGCACAGCUGAUGAAGAAAACAAUAGCAAAGCAGACAGUGAUCAAAAGGAUGACAGUACAACUACCGAUGAAGAAAACAAAGAUGAUACCGAUGUCGUCAGUAGGGAGGAUGUUAAUGACAGUAAAGAAGAUGAAAAGAAGAGCGUUGAAGACGGUGACGAUAAAAAUGUUAGUUUGAUUGAUGAUGAAAACAGUAGCAAUGUUGAAGGCAAUGAAAGUGGCAAAGGUCAAUCUGAGCAAGACAGCAAAGAUACUGAUGACAAUAAAAGUAAUGAUGAAAUUGACAGUAUGCCUGACGAUGUAGACGAUGAUAUUAGCAAUAAUGUUGAUAAAAACAAAAGUAAUCUGGAGAAUGAUAGUCAAAAUAAUGAUGAAGAAAGCACAAGCAAAACUGAGGAUGAAAUUGAGACAAACAGCAUGGCUGAUAGUCAAGAUACUGACGAAGAAAACAAAAGCAAAAUUGAUGAUCAAAUAAACAGCAUGGCUGACAGCGCAGAAAAUGAUGAAGAAAACCUGAGCAUAAUUGACGGUGAUGAUGAAACAAGCAAAAGGGCUGACAGUCAUGAAGAAGAAAACGACAGCAAAAUAAAUGAUAAAAACAGUAGAGCUCACGAUCAAAGUAACAGCAAUGAGAACGGAGAGGAAUCCAAUGAGAGCAACAAUGAAAAUAAUAGUUUGCCUGACGUUGAGGAUGCGAGUGAGGUUGAGGACGAAAAUAAAAGCAUCGCUGAUACUGAAGAAAAAGAUGAUAGUAAAACUGUCGAUGGAAACAAAAGCCAAGCAAACACCGAUGAUGAAAACGAAAGCAAGGUAAACAGCGAUGAAGAUGAUGAUAUUAACAGCGAUAACAACAAAAGCAAAGCCAACAGCGAUGAAAACAAAACUGAAGAUGGAGACGAUAAUAAGACUGAGAGUAAAGUUGUAGACGAAAACAAGAGUUCUGCCGAUGCCGAUGAAGAUAAUAGUAAAGCUGACAAUGAAAACAAAAACAGUGCUGACGCUGACGAUAAUAAUGAUAGUAAAGCUGAAAGCGAAAUUGUAGACGAAAACAAAAGUUCUGCUGAUUCCAACGAAGACAAUAGUAAAGCCGACAAUGAAAACAAAAACAGUGCUGACGGCGACGAUGAUAAUGAUAGUAAAGCAGAGAGUGAAGAUGUAGACGAAAACAAGAGUUCUGCUGAUGCCGACGAAGACAAUAGUAAAGCCGAUAAUGAAAACAAAAGCACUGCUGACGGCGACGAUAAUAAUGAUAGUAAAGCUGAAAAUAACAAAUCUGACGGUGAUGAGAGCAGAACUGAUGACGAAAAUAAAAGCAAAGUUGAUGACAUUAAUGACAGUCAAAUCGAUGAAAACAAUGAGGCAAACUCUAAGAACGUAGCUUCAGGUGAACAGGACAGUAACGAAGAGGAUAAACGCAUAAAUGAUAGCAACGAUACUGAUAACAGUAAAGCAGAUGAGGAGAACAGCAGCAAAGGUGUUGAGGAUGAUGCCGAAAACAGUAGAGGUGUUGACGAAAAUAAUAGUCAACCGGAAGUCGAUAGCACGAGCGAAGUGGAUAGCAAAGAUAUUGAUGACGAAACAUUAAGCACGGAUGGCGAUGGAGAGGAAAGUAAAGCUGAUGAUAAAAGUAAUGAGGUUGAUGAGAAGGAAAUUGAUGACAGUAAAGAAGUUGAUAAAAGCAACAGCAAAGCUGAAGAUGAUAAUGCAAGUAAUGAUGAGAAAAGCAACGAUGAUAAUUCUAAUGAAAGUAAAACUGACGAAACAGAAACCGACGAUCAGAAUGACAGCAAAGAAGAUGCUGUAGAUAAUAAAAACAAUAGUGAGAGUGACAAAAGUGAUCCUGCAGACGAAAAUGAUGACGCAGUUGAUGCGAUUAGCGAAAGAAAGGAUGAAAUUGAUAAAGUUGAUUAUUCAGAUGAAAAAGAAAUCGACAAAAAAGGUAAAGAUCAUAAGAGUGAAGAGGACUAUGAUUACGCGGUGGAGGUGAAGAAUGAUAAUUCGGUGCAGGUGAUAGAAGGGGUUGAUUACGAUGACUAUGACUACUGAUCCCUUCACCAGAAAAAAAUACUUCCCUAAAUUUCUGAAAAUCCAAAGAAUUUCAGUCCCAAACUUACUACCUUUGAAAUUACAAGAGCGUGGAAGUGGAAAAUCGUGACUCGGGGGAUACAAAAUGUUUCAUGUGAGCUGUGAAGCUGCUGGCGGCGACACUGGUCAACCACUUACCAUUUGCCAAUUCCCCUUCUUUUCCGUUGAGACAAUCCAAGCAAAUGCUCAAUAUUUCUGUGGUUAUCGUCUUGGUGAUAUGUGUGUUUAACUUAUAACGCUGUGAUAUAUUUCAUUGUAAAUGUUCAUUAUUUAAGUCAAAGUAAAGUUAUUUAAAAUUG